UUAAAAGCGCGUCAGCUUGGCGUGGGAGGAAAGCUCGAAGUGAUGAAGGACUUCCUUUUUGGUGUCACCCCUCUAGCACGGGUAUGGUGGUAACAAGGUGCAUGAUCGAGGUGAAUCUGGGGCUCGAUCACAGGAUACUGGCACGCCUAAGGGACGCAACUUUGCUGACUAAAGAGGACUGAUUGUUAGGCAACAUGAAGUGGUUGAUGGCAUGUCAUCGGACACCAGUGGCGUGGAUCGAUGUUCACUAUGUAAAUCAGUGGACAGUCUGAACGUCUUCAUGCAGCUGAAACACUUCGAAGUUCAACAAAAUUAUAGAUUGACCACCAAUUGAACAAAUGAACGUGUCUGAAUGACGUGGGAUUAAUCAGCCGUUCAGCAGCUGUUCUCUGUAGUUAUAAAACAUGCCGUGAAAGUGAUGCUAGGAAAAAUCAUUCGGAACAUUUCAGAAAUGAACAAAAUACGAUUGAAUCGGCUUUUGAACAAAUCCAGACUUUUCAAUCUUAUGUUUAUGAUGGCCGCUGUCUACAUCGUUUUAGGAUUAACCAAAAUUGGGGUUUUCCUUGUUUCAACACGAAAGCUCUUUGAUUCAAUUGACUAUACGCUUAAGAAAGAAAGAGACUCGUUCCACUUGAACAGACUGUUGCACCUCAAGAAAGACUCGCUUCCUUUGUCUGACCCAGCAUCCUUUAGUUCUUUCUACAUCGACACGCCUGCUUCAAAAGCAAAAAACACAUUUAACGACAAAACUCGAAGCAUUGGUGAAUACGUUCCUAGCAAAACCUUUCAACAUGUUUACCGACGUAUGCCGGACAUAGAUAUUCAGAGUGGUGAAAACAAAAGUCUCGAAGUGCUCCUGAGAAGAGGGGACAUUGAACCAGCGACUGACCUUGUGACUAGAGACACGAAGGUCAUACUGUGGUAUUCCCCAACAAGGUAUCAUCCAAGAUUGUCGAGAUUACACCCCUUGCGGGGAUGCCCAGAAUCCAGAUGUCGGGUUACAACAAACAGAGACUUCUACAGCCAGAGUGAUGCUCUUGUGUUUACUGCACAGCUCCUAGAUCAGAUGCCACCAGUGAAGCUUACGAAUCAAGUGUGGAUAUUACAUAAUCAUGAGUCUCCACGGUGGGUGAAUAAAAAUACGUAUUUGUACAACGAAGCCUGGAGCUCCAAAUUUAACUGGACGAUGGACUAUAGGAAUGACGCCGAUUUCAAAGUCCCGUACGGAAUCCUCCAAAGUAAGAAUGGAACAUUUCUUAGAGAAGAACAUCCACCAAUAAGAAACUAUUCACAAAUCUGGUCUUCGAAGAAAGGAACAAUCGCAUGGAUGGUAAGCAACUGCCGAACUAUGAGUAAAAGAAUGGAAUAUGUUCGGGAAUUGAGUCGCUAUGUCCAAGUUGAUAUAUUCGGCAAGUGUGGCGACCACAGAUGUCCAAGAUCUGAUGACGAAUCGUGUCUGGAACAUCUUUCGAAAAAUUACAAAUUCUACUUAGCCUUUGAAAAUGCGUUUUGUAAAGACUACAUAACUGAAAAGUUUUUCCGUAACUUCAACUCUGAUAUGGUCGUAGUGGCCAGGGGUGGGGGCGACUACAGCGCCGUUGCUCCCCCAGGAACCUUCAUCAAUGCAGCUGACUUCGUAUCACCUCAGCGUCUUGCCCAGUUGUUGAACGAGCUGGCUCACAAUGAAAGAGACUAUGUCAAUAUUCUACGCAAGAAGAACCAGUAUCAUGCCGUUUGGGAGGAGUGGCCCAUAGUUAAAAAUGGGAUCAUAGAAUAUAUGACCUAUCAUUACGAUAUGGUGCCCAUGUGUGACAUUUGUAACCGGUUGUGGGAUGUUGAAAGUAACGGAACACUCUACAUGGACAUUGGUGAUUGGUUUGAUAAAGGGAUGUGUUUUGAACCUUCCGAUCUAACUUCAGAUAGGUUGUGAAUACUUAGGAGAAAAAGUUUUAGAAAAACAGUUUUCAGUGUUGGGCUGUCACGUGAAGAUUUGAGGGCGCUUAAUUAAAUUUGGAACCGAACGUUGAGCAUGAGAGGUUUCAAAUGUUAAAUUUACCGCCGUUAUUUUUACACAGAAGCAAACUCUGAGUUAAACAACUAAGCAUCUUUAUCUUUAUUUUAUUAAACAAUUA
Haliotis rufescens (red abalone) is the source of this 2132-nucleotide messenger RNA. RefSeq names its product alpha-(1,3)-fucosyltransferase C-like. NCBI's taxonomy places the organism in Eukaryota, Metazoa, Mollusca, Gastropoda, Lepetellida, Haliotidae. The coding region runs from base 419 to 1930 and encodes 503 amino acids. The transcript has 2 exons. Gene Ontology annotation, molecular function: alpha-(1->3)-fucosyltransferase activity. The record is from RefSeq and is a predicted model, not a curated record. Gene Ontology annotation, cellular component: membrane.